Molecule: messenger RNA, 7454 nt
Organism: Labrus bergylta (ballan wrasse)
Lineage: Eukaryota; Metazoa; Chordata; Actinopteri; Labriformes; Labridae
Gene: sipa1
Product: signal-induced proliferation-associated 1
Biological process (GO): regulation of small GTPase mediated signal transduction; activation of GTPase activity
Cellular component (GO): cytoplasm
Molecular function (GO): GTPase activator activity
Source: RefSeq, a predicted model, not a curated record
CAGCAAGAGAAAGAGGGAGGAGGACGGCACAAAUCAACCUGCCUCUUGACUUUAACAACAGAAUAAGAAGAGCCGGCUCAGACGCCACAGAGAUCGAGGAAGUGUGCUUUAUUCGUGUGCGUGUUCUCUGAAUUUUAUUUUCGGAGAGAGGAAGAGAGAGAGAGAGAGAGAGAGAGAGAGAGAGAGAGAGAUCACCAGACAGGAGGAGGAACUGAAGCAAGAGGAGGAGGAGAACGAGCCUCGCCGUGGAGAUAGAUAGCAGAAAAAUGCUGUCAUGGGGAGAGCAGGGGAGGGAGUCGGCAGAGAGAAACAGGAUGAAACAAGGCAGGGUCGAGCGGAGCUGAAAUGUGGAGGUGGCCAGUGGACCAGAGCAAAAGGGAAGCAGCAGGCACUGACGAGUGCAGACGAAUAGAUGCCAUGUUAGGAGGGUUUAUAAAGACAGAGCCUCUCUUACACAGAGGACACAAAGUCAGGCUCCAGUGAUGACCCUCGCAUCCUUACCCUGCAGGAAGGAGCACCCCACGACUGGAACACCACCAAAACACACACGCGUACACCUGCAGCAAAACUAUGAUACGUAUUCUCUCAAAUCUUGUCACUCGUUAAGGACUUGUUGACUUGUUCAGCGCCUCACACAGACGUCUAUGGGAGCUCCAAAGGGUUGAGAAAGUUCAGGCGUCUUAAGUGGUGUGAACGAGUUCUGUAUUCGCUGCUAUCGCUCGGCUGUGUUUUUCAUCUUCUUGCACAGCACUCCUGUUUCACACCAGCGCCACAGAGACCAGGACACAGAUUUAACUGGGAGUUACAGGAAGCGCCGGAGAAAAAAAAACGCUGCAGAAAGUGGAGUCAGUUUUUCUUAGGGCACCAUGCAGUCAGAUGAUCUCUUCAUCCGCAAGUUCCGCCGUCAGAACAUGCGGCCGCCUAUUGCUACGGUUAACUUUGAUCACAAACGCGAAGCCAGUGUGGUGGAGUGGCCGCCCAGGAGGGAGGCCGAUGGAGCCGACGGAGACAGCCUCACUCCGAGCCGUGUAGGGCUUACCCUUCGAUCCGUGGGCCGGGGUCACAUCAUGCAGAGAAGCAACAGCGAUGUAACUUUAGGGGACUUGGACUCCUCCGGAAAGGCUGGGGGCAAAGCAGCUCGGGUGGUUGGCGAGAAAGCAGGUGUGGGGGCUCAGGGGGACUCGGGUCUGCACAGGGAAUACGGCAGUUUGUCCUCACUGGAGAGACAGACUCAACUGCUGGAGGGAAUCUCUGCAGACCAGGGGCCCCUGAGUCCAAACCAACUCCGUUUCAAAGACCCUUUCCUGCUUUUAGGACUGCAGGGAAAUCCUCCAGAGCCUGACGGGUUCUUUAGGGGGUUGUCUCUUUCCACGGGGGACUCCCCAAAACCUGCAAAGCCACCGAAGCCUGAAGGUCUGGGUAAGAAGAGCAAACCCGUGCCCCCUCAGAUCCCCCAACCAGGCCCGUAUGAUAACAUCGGGGGCGGAGCCUGGGUGAGGAACUUUGCCCACUACGACGUUCAGAGCAUCCUGUUUGACCUCACAGAGGCGGCCACGAACCGGGACAGCAUCGGACGGAAAAAGAACAUCACAUCCGGGGCUUCUGCUGCCUCCCAGCUGAGGCCCCUCUCCCAGGCCACCCCGUCUUCACCCGCACAGGGCGGGGGAGGCAACGGGGGGAACGCAGACGACCCCGAGCAGUCGCUGCUGCUGGACGAAGGCGACGGCAACGAUAACGAGCUCCUGCUUAGUUGCCCGCACUUCCGCAAUGAGACUGGAGGAGAGGAGCAGGUGGGUCUGGGCAGAUCCCAGGAGAGGUCAAGUCUGCGGACGCCCAACGAUGCGGUGUCAGUCCUGGAGGAGCCCAGAGAGAGUCAUGUCCAACAGCAGGGCAAGAGCAACUACUUCAUAGAGCACGCAGACCUGGGGGCCCAUUACUAUCGCAAAUAUUUCUACAUGAAAGAACACCAGAAUUUCUUCGGUAUGGAUGAUCGCCUCGGGCCAGUUGCAAUCAGUUUCCGUCGCGAGGAGAAGGAAGGAUCCAGCGGCGCUCAGUACAACUACAGAAUCAUCUUUCGCACCACCGAGAUGAAGACACUGCGAGGUUCCAUCCUGGAGGAGUCAGUGCCUUCUGCCGCUCGACACACGACCCCCCGAGGCUUGUCUCCGAAGAGGCUGCUCGAGUUCAUCAUGCCUGAGCUGAACCUGCACUGCCUGCGCUUAGCUUCAAACUCCCCUAAGGUCCGAGACACCCUGCUGAAGCUCGACGAACAGGGGCUGAAUUUCCAGCGAAAGGUUGGCGUGAUGUACUGCCGGGCCGGGCAAAGCUCAGAGGAGGACAUGUACAAUAACGAGAGCUCGGGGCCGGCGUUCGAGGAGUUUCUGGAUCUGCUCGGGGAGCGGGUGCGCCUGAAGGGCUGGGAGAAAUACCGAGCUCAGCUGGACAACAAGACGGACUCAACUGGGACGCACUCGCUCUACACGCGCUACCAGGACUACGAGAUAAUGUUCCAUGUGUCCACGAUGCUGCCCUACACAGCCAACAACACUCAGCAGUUGCUGAGGAAGCGACACAUCGGUAACGACAUCGUGACAAUCGUGUUCCAGGAGCCCGGCGCCCUGCCCUUCACGCCAAAGUCGAUCCGCUCCCACUUCCAACACGUCUUCAUCAUCAUACAGGUUCACGAGCCCUGUACCGAAAACACCUACUACAGGGUGGCUGUGACUCGCUCUAAAGACAUGCCAUUGUUUGGUCCGCUGUUCCCUAAGGGCGCCCGCUUUCCUCGCUCGCCCGCCUUGAGAGACUUUCUCCUGGCGAAGGCGGUGAACGCUGAAAACGCUGCGGAGAAGUCGGAGAAGUUUCGCUCCAUGGCCACGCGCACGCGGCAGGAGUACCUGAAGGACCUGGCGGAAAACUACGUCACCACCACGCCCAUCGACUCCUCCACCAAAUUCCCCCUGCUCUCUCUGGGAGGGAAGCGCAAAGACAAGCUGAAGGGCGCCAAAGGGGCCGAGCUGCACAGUGCCGGGGCGCUGGUGUGGGCCGUGAUGGUCAACAGCGGGGGGGAGGAUUGCGAGGUGGGGGAGCACAAGCUGCCCUGUCUGCUGGGGGUGUCCGCCGAGUCAGUGGUGCUCAUAGAGAGGUGCACUCGCAGGGUGGUGUUUAACUGCUCCUGUCGAGAUGUCAUCGGGUGGAAGGCGGUGACGGAGGCGAAAGACGGCGGGCCGUGUUUGGAUAUCUACUACGAGCGAGGGGAGUCGGUGUCAAUCAGUGCGAUGGAGAGCCAGGCGGAGGACAUCAAAGAGGUGGUGCAGAGACUAGAGCUGGUGACCCGGGGUUGCGAGGCUUUUGAGGUCACCCCCCUGCGCGACGGGGUCGGGCAGCCGGGUUUCCUCAUGAACGAGGAGGGCUUCGUGACGGACCUGCAGAGGUUCUGCUACGCCGAGAGCGGAGGCUUGCAGCUUUGGGCUCGCGUGGUGCGGCUCUGCGGACACUCGUUGGUUCACCUGAGCUCAGAGGAGAGGACCAGGCUGCUCCGCACCGCGCACAAGAUCCACAUCACUGUCAUCCCACCGGACGAGAACGGGAAGCCUCGCAGAAGUUUCUCUGAGCUCUACCAGAAAGCCAUUAAAGACGCCGAGUGUAAACCCGGUGAGGAUCAGUCUGGAGAGGCCUGGGUGCUGGAUGAAAGGGAAGAAGAAGAAGAAGAGGAGGAGGAGGAGGAGGAGGAAGAAGAGGAGGAGGAAGAGGUGAAAGUGGAGGACAAGCUGAAGGCUGGCGGGGUCGAUGAAGUGGAUAUGAUGGAGAUGGAGGCCGAGGAGGGCGAAGGGCAACUGUGUGAUAAGGGGCAAAGUGAGAGGAGUCACAGCUCGCUCCUCAUACCGCCCAGCUUACCUUUGUUACGGGCCACUUCCCUGCAGGACCAACCAGCCAAUCAGAGCGAGGAGAAUGGCGGCCCGCAGCUCACACGCAGCUGCUCAUUGGAGAGGACAUCUUACGGGGAUACAAGCGAUGGGCACGUGUACGACAACGUGGGGCUGAAGGGCGACCGACACAUUUACGAGAAUGUGGGCGAGCUGAGAGACGCCACGCCUGAUCUCAUCCUGGCCGUCAAACCCAAAACUCCCCUGGAGGACGAACAGUUCAUGUCGGCCGACUUUGGCGAUGACAGAGCUUCUGCGAGUGACUCUUCCUCCCGGUUGUCGUGUGUGGACCGAGCUGAAAGGAACUCACGAGCCCUGAGUCUUCAUAACUCCAUCACCAAGAUUCUCUCAGAGACGACGGAUACGACGGAGGAGGAGUGGCAGUCCAUAGCUGACCUGGCCACAGCCUGCCGCAGCAUCCUGGAGGCGCUGUCACGAGAGGACCGUAAAGCUGGAGACCAAGGCGGAGCUGACCAGACAGACGGCAAGCUAAAAGACUCAAAAGACAGUGACUCUCCAGGCCACCUAGAGGAGAAAGUGUCGCAGCUGGAAGCCAUGCUGAAGAAGCUGCAGGAUGACCUGCAAAAGGAGAAAGAGGACAAGGCGGUGCUGCAGGCCGAGGUGCAGAGCCUCCGGCAGAACAACCAGCGGCUGCAGGAGGAGUCUCAGAGCACGGUGGCUCGCCUCAUCAAAGUCACCGAGCUGCUGUGCAACGUCAACAAGCCCUGUUAGAGCCGACGCUGCAUGCACAAUAACACACAAAUCAGCAGAGAGAUGCAAACUCGCACAACACGAUUGUGCGUUCGGUAUACUCAUUUUUUCUCUUACAUAUUUGCAAAAUCUAGACAAACGCACACGUAUCCUCCUCAAUGUGUGUGAUCACAGUCUCAAUCCUGAAUCCUGGACCUGCCUGCUGGUGAGAAAGUAUGCAAAUCAACUCAUAAAAAAGACAACAAAAAAAAAGGACAAUUUCAACAUCCCAUGACCUUCACAGACUGACCAGUGUGCAGCUCUGAGGCUGUUGGGUUGGUUUGCUAUGCCAGAGUGCUUCUCUAUUCGUGCAAUGGAUGGAUGUGUGCGCAGCAUGUGUGUGUGCGUGUCUGUGUGUGUGUGCAUCUCUUACUGUACCUUGCUUAAAUACUUGACAAGCUGGGCUGAAUAGCACUUGCAUAAGAAAGUUGCAAUUAAGACUGAGAGACACUGUAUAGCAUGUUGGGUGGUGUCUUAUCUGAAAUGACCAAAAGUGUAAAUAUAUAUCACCAAUAAUAUAUGUGAACAGUAGUGUUGCUAUCCUCUCUGCCAGACGUGUAGUCGCAGUGUGUGAGUGUGGCGCUGAUAAUGUGGGAGAGCUGUGUAACAAAAUACAAAAAAAAAGGGAACGUGACAGUGACGAGGCCUGUAGACGGCCUUCUACUUCAAAAGAUGUAAUGAUGGUGACUGAGUUGCCUCAGAGUGAGGUCUGUUACGUAAGGACAUCAUCCUCUGCCCUCUUCUUCUCUCACAAGUACUGUAUUUUAUGAAAUGCUGAAGUUAAAAGGGAGAAGAUUUUAAAAACACAAGUUUAAAAAAAGGACAUAAACGGGAAUUCCCUCUGAGAGAAAAAAAAAAUCUGAGAAUGCUUGUUGCUCCUGGAAGUAUGUAAUCACACAGUAUUAGAGUGAUACUGAAAAGGGUUAUACCUCUCCUGAAGACACAGACAAUGGCAGGAAAGAGCUGCUUCAGCUUCCUUCCAUGUAGCUGUUUUCUUCUAACCUCACUAUUGUAGCAGCCAUACUGUAGAAGAUCUCCUCCUGCUGGCCUGAACCACUAAAUGCCCCCAAAAGGCAGCUUCUCUUUCAGCUGGCGACAUAGCUUUAGGUGUCUGAAAACAACACCUUGAAGUAAUAGUGAAAUACAGAAAAAUUGUAUUUAAAAUAUGUUUUGUGUUUGGCGGAUGAUUCAGUGAGUAUUUCGUUCAAUAUGGCUUAUGAGUGGUAGCAGUAAGGAAAAUACCUGAUGUGUGUUUCUGUGUGUUUCUGUGUCGUUCUUGCACUUUCUUUUAAGGUGAAAUGAGCACUGGAUAGGGCACAUGCUGUACUUUACAUGCCUGGGUUAUGUCUUGCUCAAUGUAAGAAGGUGGAUCAGAUCUCAUCCCCCCCACACCACCUUACCUCACUUCUUCUUUUUUUUUUGGUCCACUGCUGCUGACAAAAAACGUGUGUUCAGAGGAGUCUGACUGCUUCUCCUCAGUGCCAACGAAAAAGCCCAGGCAGCUCUACUGAUCCCAGAGAAAUCAAACUGAACUGACUCAACCACAAACUCUGAUUUAAAAAAAAAAAGAAGGGAUGCCAAACGUUUUCACCAGUCACUCAGACUCUUGUUUUACUUGUGUAAACUUCCUCUUGUAAUUUUUUCUUUUAGAGUCACUGUGAAUACCUGGUACCAGCAUAUUAAGAUACAGUAUAUAAAGAUUUAAUUAUGAAUCUAAACCUUAUCAGUAUGUGAAGAUACUGUAUGUACAGCUGAACUGUUCUAUGUUACUUUUAGUGCAUUGGGUUGUGUACACCCUCCUUUUUGCAGGAUGAUUAUGCAGACAAAGUGUUUAAAUCGUGGCCAUUCAGGCUCCUGUUUCAUCUCCUGUACAUGCUGAAGCCUCAUGACUGACCGGGGGAGACGCUGGGGUGAGAGGACCCGUUUUAACUGUGUCUCUUGUAUAGCUAUCUAGAUUGUAGGAGGUUGGUCAAGCAUGAGAAUGUGCCAAGCAACUUCCAAGCUCCCCUUCUGUAUGUGUGUAUGUAUAAAAAUGUAACUUAUUAAUCAUGCAAAUGUGGAUUUUCUUGUAGCUGUUUAAACUGGAGGGAAGUGUGGAGAGAAAAAUGUGAAAUAGGAUAGAAAGGAAAGGUGUACUUGGUUAUACAUUUUGUUUCUUUGUAGAAAAAAAAACCCAACAACAAGAAAUGACAAACUACUAUCUGCAAAUCUUGCUAUUAUCAUUCUAGUAUUGAGCUAUUUCAGCUACAGCUCUUACAUAUUUAAUAAGGUCUUUAAACACCAUUAGGUACGCCUUACUGAGUGAUGGUCAAACUGGUCGUACGGUUUUAUGUGAAGGCUUAUUUCUCUGACUUUGUGCCUACCUGAAAAUGUAAUGUAUGUUAACCCAGCGUAGUGACCUCAUUUCUUUGUCUUCGGUUGCACUUACUGAGGUUUUUAUGUGGAAGAGACUAUCUCAACAUCUGGUCCGUCGUCCACAGUGUGAGGAAAAGUCAUUGAGUAACACAUCAGGAGAAAAGACAGAUAAUAAUAAUGAAAGACGUGUGUUGUUGGUCUGAAGAAUAACUGAAGCUCAAUGAGCUACGCUGAUUGUUCGGAAGAGCAAAGAGACGAAUAUAUGGUUUUUAAUAGUGAACUCAAAGGGUAAAGGGUGUUUAAAAUGACUGAUGAUGCAUUGAAAUGGAGUUUAAGUUGAAAUGAAUGUGUUGAAUGACGUAUGCUUCCCUGAUGGGAUGAUUAUUUUGGUAUUUAAAUAUUUAAGAAUAAAUUGUCUCAGAAAAU